GUAAUUUCAGGGAAUAAAACGAUUAAUUCAAGAUUUUGCAUGUAAAUACAAGGAUAAGGAAAUAGGAACUUUUGUGUUUAAUCUGACAACCUGCAGACUUCAUGACCAUUAAUUCAGUAUGUUUUAUGACAGCUUAAUCCUAAUGCUUUCACUGCCACGCUCAAGAGCAUGCAUGAUGGCAGCAAAUUUUCAAAGAUGGUGAUAUACAUGGACAGCGAUUACUCUGGAGCGAUGUUCGAAGACCUUCCCAAGGAUAUAGACGUCUUUGCGUUGGCUUCAUGUCACAAAUAUAUCGAAAACACUCCCACUGAUUACGAUCAACAGAGGAAAGUCUACCUCUCUGAUUUAUUCUCAAGUACUUGGCUGAGGCACCUUAACGAGGUUGACUUUACUAAAGACACAUUCCAUGAACUGGUAAAGAGUAAACAACCUAAUUACACUGAAGAUGGAUCCUGCCCCUGCCAGUUUGGGGACUCGGAAAUUACUAAAUGUCACCUCAGUGAAUUUCUGCAACAAUGAACACCCAACAAGCUGUCCAAACCUUGUUCAAGAAAACGUCCAGCUGAGGAUCAGGCAAAUGACCAGAGUAAUACUGAUGACCUUUUGUACUAGUUUCUUGUUUCAGACUUACAGCUUUGUGAUUAAAAUUAAAUGUAUUGCAAAAUAGCAUACACUAUCAUUAAAAAAGGUUCCUGGUUUGGGGUUGAUUUUUUUCUUCUUCUGUUCUUUUUUUCUUAUAUUCUUAUGUUCACCAAGGCUGCAUUUGUUUGAUCAAAAAUAGAACCUAAAAAAGUAAUAUUGUGAAAUAUUGUACCAAAAAUAAAAUAAAUCUGGGAAUAAGGUUAA
Messenger RNA from Rhinichthys klamathensis goyatoka, 846 nucleotides. RefSeq names its product legumain-like. NCBI's taxonomy places the organism in Eukaryota, Metazoa, Chordata, Actinopteri, Cypriniformes, Leuciscidae. The record is from RefSeq and is a predicted model, not a curated record. Gene Ontology annotation, biological process: vacuolar protein processing. Gene Ontology annotation, molecular function: cysteine-type endopeptidase activity. The coding region runs from base 169 to 519 and encodes 116 amino acids. The transcript has 5 exons.